Messenger RNA from Ornithodoros turicata, 10260 nucleotides. Its product is annotated as exopolyphosphatase PRUNE1-like. The record is from RefSeq and is a predicted model, not a curated record. NCBI's taxonomy places the organism in Eukaryota, Metazoa, Arthropoda, Arachnida, Ixodida, Argasidae. The coding region runs from base 173 to 3601 and encodes 1142 amino acids. The transcript has 21 exons. Gene Ontology annotation, molecular function: exopolyphosphatase activity. Gene Ontology annotation, cellular component: cytoplasm.
UCCAACACAAUCCAGUACAGAAGUCUGGGACGUAAAAGUAGUGUCGCUGUGUUUCCGAGUAAUCUAAUGUGCACCUGUGUACAGAUUCCUAGUUUCUCGUAAACACGAAGCGUUUCACUUGAAAUACUUUUUCUGUACGCUUCUGUGUUGCUUCUCACAUGCCGCAGUUUACAUGAAAAGUGAAAUGGAGAAAUUCCUUUCAACAUGCAAGAAGAAUUUGGAUAAUUUAGAUUCAUUUGCAAAGGUCCAUGUCGUGCUUGGAAAUGAAUCCUGUGACUUGGAUUCAGCUGUCUCAACAAUUGUCACAGCCUAUCUCUUACAUGAACUUCAACCAGUUAGCAAUGUCCUUGUUCUGCCUGUCCUUAAUGUCUGCAAGAAAGACAUAAAGCUCAGAACCGAGAUAACCUAUUUCUUUGAGCAAGUUGACCUCUCAUUCGACAUCAUGGUCUACAGGGAUGAUAUUGACUUAAAGAAGUUGCACUCACAGAACAAGCUAUCACUGACACUAGUUGACCACAACUUACUUCCACAAGAAGAUGCAGAGCUUCAGUGUGCUGUGAAAGAAAUUAUUGAUCACCACAGACUUGAGACAUCUCACAGGUGUGAUAAGACAGUUGAAAUGGUGGGAUCCUGUAGCACCCUAGUUGCUGAAAAAGUACUGCAUUCCAAAGCUGAUCUCAUCGACCCACAAAUUGCAUUGUUGCUUUUCGGUACAAUCUUGCUGGAUACGGUUUGCCUCUCAGAAUCGGCACGAAAGGCAACGCCGAAAGACAGGAAUGUAAUUUCAAAGUUGCAGGAAUUGUUGCCUGAAGUAACGCAGGAAGAAGUUUUCAAGUCUUUGCAGACGUCAAAAAACAACGUUUCUGGUCUUACUUUGGAUGAACUCCUACGUAGAGAUUUAAAGGCUGUAAGCACAGCCACAAAACAUAUUGCUAUUUCUUCCAUUCCCGGAGAAAUCAAGAGCCUUGGGCAACAGAACGGCAUCGAGGGAAAACUGGGUCAGUUUUGCAAAGAUCACGGCUACAAUGCACUGGUUGUUUUAAGCGUGAAACUCGAUGAAAAAUGUAAUGGAGUACAAAGAGGGCUGGCUGUAUUUUCGUACGACGUCUUACUCAGACAGCAGAUCACCUCCGCACUGAUGGCUGUUGCUGAGCCAUGCUUGGAACUUGAAUUGUGUGGUUUGUCAACAGACAAUUUCAUCUCCUUUGCACAAAAGAACUGCCAUGCAUCUCGCAAAGUUGUUCUUCCUGUGAUUCGAAAGUUCCUUCUAUCUCUCGAAGACAAUGUGCUGCCCAAAGCAUCUGAUCAACCUGUGACCAAUGGCAUCCCUUCCGGUGAACGCUUGACCAUGGCCAGCAAUCAAAGUCCAGAUGACUUCACGCUGAGCGAGCAGCCGUUGUCACCUCAAAACUCUUCCAGCAGUGCCUCUGAAACAGCAAAAGAUGGUGGGGCAGAAAAACAUGAAGAUUCGUCUGUAUUGGCGGACCCCUUCCCUGAGCAUCCUUCAUUGUACAAAGCACAGACUGUCGACUUUCCUGAGUGUCCACAACAUACAAAGUCUGGUCAAACCAGGCUUGGCUCUGUUGGUCUCGAUGACGAUACUGAUGAUGACAUACUGUCAAGAGGAGAUCAACCAUCAAUUUCUGAAAUGAAAAGAGGUACCAAGAGCUGCUCAGGGGACUCGGACAUUCAGCAUCUCAGCCUUGCCUCAGAUGUUGAGGAGUAUUUUGAAGACAGCUUUGCUACACAAGGUCUGAAAGUGUACAACGAAAAACAGCACACGGGUCGUACAUUCUCGUCUGUGAACUCUGACUGCCCUGAUGUGUCUUCUGGUUUGUCUGAAGAAAAUGUGCCAAAUGUGUCUGAAGAUAGUGUGGACUGCCAUUUUGAAUCCCCGCAUACGGAUAGAGUGAGCCCAAUGUUCUCGACCCCAGUGCACAGUCCUUCAGGGUGUACAGAAGACAAACGAGGUGGUUUCCUCUUCAAAGAAAAAGCAUCGGGAGAGGGUCCCGACCCGGAGCUGGUGAAAAAAGUAAUGCGAUGUUUCGAUGAGGACAAGAUAAAAGGCAUCUAUAGCUUCACCUGCCAUCUCGAUGAUAUCUUGUCACCUGAUGAGGUGAAUGAAAUUUUAGAUAAUCACUCGGCCUAUUCUGGUUAUAUUGAUGACAGUAUAUUUGAAGCUCUUUCUAUUAUAAGAUCUGAUGUGUCAUGUGAUAGCAAUGCUAGGGCUUCUGAGACAAAUGGUAAGGAAGUUGUGCCGCUUGCAAGUUCCAUCAGAGAUGUUCUAGAGGACAUAGGCUUCAAAGCAACAUGUGAUGCUCCUGGAAAAGACUGCAUUAAAGCAGAGAAUGAAGCUACAGGAACGGAUGAUACUGGGGAUCAGCAACAACAGCAGCAAGAUGAGCAGAUGAAGACACAAGAUGAGCUAAACAACAGUCGUCUAAAUUUGACAAAGAUUGAUGCUCCAGUAUCGCUGCUGCUUGAAGGCUACAGUGCCUCAACUACAGAUUCUAGUGACUUGCCAGACCAUUCUGCACUGACCAUUGAUCUCCCACACUCUGUGCCACAAUCUCUGGAUGAGGCAUCAGUUUUUGCACAUCCAGAAAGGAAUCUGAGGGCUGAGGGAAGCAGAAAUGUUCCAGAGAACUGUCAACGUGACAACAUUGCUGUGGAUGAUGGCCUUUCUCAAGUUGAUUCUCAUACCCUACAAAAAGCAGAAAGGCCAUCAACUCUCAGUGGUGGAGACGGUCGCAAGCGGAAGAUUAAGGUAAAUCCGGAUAUUCUGCACUCCAGCAUAGGUUUUGAUGAUGACCAGAAAAGCUUAUCGUCAAUCAGCAACAGAAGUGACUGUGGUGUGUCAUCCCCUGUGGAUGGCCUCUCAACACCUGAUAUAGAUACCCCAGAUGAAAUGGAUGAUUCUGUCUUGGAGCGAGAUGACUCUACGCUGAGCGAGCCCAUUCCAGAGUUGUCUGCCAUGGAGGAAUUUCAGGAGGAAAGGAGCUGGAGGACCUGCACUGUAGGCGGUCUAGAGCGAAAAGUUGACAUGAAGGUCAUUGAACCAUACAAGAAAGUACUUUCCCAUGGAGGCUACUUUGGAGAGGAUCGACACGCAAUUAUUGUCUUCAGCGCUUGUUACUUACCAGACAGGAGCCGCAAAGACUAUGACUACGUCAUGGACAACCUAUUUCUGUACGUGCUGACAACUCUAGAUCAGCUUGUUGCAGAAGACUAUGUGCUCAUCUAUCUACAUGGAGCUACAGAAAGAAGUGCCAUGCCCAGCUUUGGUUGGCUUAAAAGAUGCUACCAGAUGAUUGACAGACGAUUAAGAAAGAACUUGAAAGGGCUGUACCUUGUGCAUCCAACAUUUUGGGUGAAAACCAUUGUGAUUAUGACAAGGCCCUUCAUAAGCUCUAAAUUCUAUCGGAAGCUGGCAUUUGUGAACAGCUUGGAAGAGUUGGGUGGCUUGGUACCGAUGGAGUAUGUCUGCAUUCCUGACAAAGUAAAACAGCUGGAGUUCGAAAACAUGAUUAAAGAAAAGAAGCGAAAGCUUGGAAACCGAAAAAUUGUUCCAGGCCCAAGGAUACCCAUUGAAGAUUCUUGAGGUACCUCUGGCAUGUGGCAAAGGGAUAAAGUUCCCAGCUGUCAUGUGAAUGCCCUUCUUAUGAGUUUUAAACUAUGUAGGAUUAUUAUUUUUGAGUAUCAGUUCAUUGUAGAGCAAAUAAACCCAGUGAUGUUGAGUUUAAAAGAAAUCUACGUGCAGCUGAACUAUGGAACAUUACCAAGAUGGCUGCACUAUAAAGUCCCACUCUCCUAAUGAAUUACUGCAAAUACAUGGUUUGUGAAUGCUUUCUUUGUCAUGACAAUGUAAAAAAUUUUAUGUGAUAAUUUAUUAAUUGUUCUAAUUGAGAUUCAGCCAUGAAAUGUAGGUUUGUGCUUAUUUGGUGAAGUGUAACGUGAGCCCCAGCAAUAUUUUGCUUAAUCUGUUGUAAAACAAGCAAAUAUCAGUGUUCUACAGUGAAAUCAGUGGAUCAAAACACCGACAUGCGUAGCGGUUUUCCUGCUGUCAGUUCAAAUGGAAUGCACAACUACAACACGAUGAGCUGGCAACUUUGCUUUGUUCACCCUUCACAUGAUGCAUAUUAAUGUUGAAAUCUUGAAGUAUAAAUAUCAAUAUGCACAUAAAAUGCAUGCUACAAGAGAGCAUUACACACUAUUGUUGAGAUAUGCAUUAAAACAAGUGGCAAUAAUCAUUUAUAGAUAGUUUUUACAGAUGAUAAGCACUGCAGGAAAACCAAAAAAGUGAAAGAACUCUCACUAAAAGUUUAAAACUAUUCGUUUAUCUCGGAGAUAGUUUGUUUCAUAAUUCUUAUUAGUGCUUAAUUCAGUGACAUUAUGUAUUGCGAGCUUCUUCCUGCUUGCUACCCUAGUGCUUACCUUAACUACUCCCACAGUAAGCUUUGGGCAUUAACAAUGAGAGAAUGAUUCGUUAUUGGUAUUUUGUGCAUAGACCACUCUACCCUGUGUGAUGACUGAGUAACUUAUUCUGUAAAGGGCAUUGCAAUUACAAUGUGACUGUGAAGUGCCACUCACAUCCUGAAACAUAUGUAUGUUCUUCAUCCACCAUUACACCACAAUCAAUUAACAUCACAACUUCUGGCACAACUUCAGCAUCGCUACCUAUGUUACUAAACAUCAGAAUGUGUUUGUAGUUCUGGAAUAAGCAUGUCGCAAGCCUGUGAUGCACCUGUGUAGCAAUUAGAAAAACUCAUACUUUUUCUAGCAAGAAUAAUACUAAGUCAACAUUUUAACAGUGCCCACUUUUUGUGCACCCUUAUUAUGUCGUUACCCUCUAACGGUUGCUGUUCAACCAUACGUAGCUGCAGUAUUACUCCCGUGACACCAGUAGCACUACAGCAAAAUAAUUUUAAUAGGAUAUGCGCCUUGUUUGUCAUAAUAUGUUGUGGCGUUGUGAUUAUGCUUGCAGAACAACAUAAGAAUUAACACUAUGUAUUCCAUGCAUAGCACUGGCACUAUCACAACAUCAUUUGAUGGGGAUAUAUGCUCAGCUUAUGAGAUGUAUGAGAACCCUGCUAUGCUUGGUCUAGAGCCAUAAGAGUCAUGUUUAACACACCCAAUGUAUGAGUACGAGAAUAGCAGGAGUUGUACAAAUAGGGUACAAUUAGAAUGUUUCUUUUUUUUCUUUUUUUUUUUAGAACACAUGGUAGGCAUGAUAUGUUACAUAACUCAUGAGAUAACAGAUUUGUUAGAACUCAACAAGUAUUAAAAAAAUCUGGUUGCAUGGCACUCACACAUGAGUGAAGUUCUAAUUUGAAAUGCAUUCCUAUGGCUAUUCAUGUUGCUGGUGUGACAGGAAGACAUAAGACAGCAACAGCAGCGUAUACAGUCAAACCUCGAUAUAACGAAACUCACGAUUUAUUUUGUUGUUACAGAGGAUUUUGUUGUAUCGAGCCUGUUGAAAUAUUGCAGAUAAUUGAGGCAGGGAAUACAAGUUAUUUUGUUGUACUGCGAAUUUCAAUCUAUAUAAUUUUGUUAUAUUGAGGUUUGUCUGUAGUACAAGGGCAGAGCACAUAUCCCAUUAACCCUUUGAAGGGCACUACAUUUAGAAUACAUUUUUUUGUCAUAAUACUUUGUCCUGUGCCUCAUGACAUCUUCCUGAUAUCCGCCAGACAUUUUUUUCACGAAUAUUUCGUUUACCUUUCAAGAUACAGGGUGGUACUACACGUAUGAAACCAGCGCACAUUUGGUGUCAAAACAUCACCUCGUAUGAUGGUCUAGGAAACAGUUGCGUCCCUGCAUCAUGCAAAGCCCGACAUUGUACAUUUGAUGUCAAAACAUCUCGUAUGAGACCUCGUAUGAUAGUCUAGCAAAUCCGAUCAACAAAGAACGAAGAUGUUGACCAACACACGCUUCUUUUUCUUCACUUUGAUUUUCCCGCGUGCGCCUUGGCGGGAAACGAGCGCGUUUGCACCGGCAUCCCCGGGAUGGCGCUCCCUGAGCUGUCUGCUGACGUUGUUUCAAUGCAAUACCACUGCGUGCUUGAGGUACAGAAGGCGAAACAUGGGUGGUAUCAGCAUGAAACCACCGCAUUUUUUAGUACUAUAUAUUAGAACUCAAGUAAUAGUAAUUUAAUAUGCCACCAGUAUAUGAAAAGGCCUGCUAGGUAUUACAAAAAUAGUGGAUACAACCUUUAAAACACAUCUUUACAACUACUGACAAAAGUGGAAUAAGAACAAUUAAAUAAGUGCAGUUUUCAUAAUGCUGAACAAGUCCCAUUUAGAUUUUUCUUUUAUAAUGCUGAAAGAAUAAGAAACUAUGAGGUUAAUUUUGUCUUUCAAACAAGCAUCCUGUACAUGCACAAUGUUAACUUAGUUGAUCCAUAAUGCCUCGAGUUCAGUCACAAAGCAAACGUCAAACUCAAAGCUGACGUCAAAACUGUGUAACCUACUCUUCACAGCCCAUCAUCUGAGACCAUUCAGCUCCACAUGAUUCUUUGUGGUAUGAUGGUGAAUGAUGUUUGUGAAGUCUGUUCUGAUUGAGCAAGCAAACUUAUCUCUAAAGGACAGUUUUCGACAAGGAGUAACAAACCUUGUCUUCCAAUACAGAUAAUUAUUGACAAGUGUUAAAAACUUCAUUGCUUUCACCAUGAAGAAGCCUAUCGGUGAACUGGAUGAGACUGUCCACCCAGGGUAGCUAUCGUCAGAGUGUAUGACACAACACCACAUUUCUGGUGCAGUGUGCCGUGUGCAGUGUGGUCCAAUGAUGCCAUUCAGUUGUUUUUCAUGUCUACUAUGGCAGUACAUGUUUUGUCUGCUCUCAAAGCCCAGUUCAGUGUGCAAUAUGUCUUUGCAUCAUAGAGGUGGUAGAAAAGUAGAGGAAAAUUCUACAUGACAAACAAAAUGCAGGCUCCAUUCUUAGAAAGACUGAGUCGAGCAGCUCCCAGGCAGUUCUGUGCACUUCAUGUGGUUUGAUACAGAAGUUUCAUGUUCAGAUACAUGAAAUUUGUGACAAAAUACAAUGCACUAUGCACCUCAACCUGUUGUGCUUAGCUAUUGGCAUAGCACCUGUUUUUGUGAAUAGUAACAGUUACCCCACAGCUAUUCGAGGUUAGAAGACUGGAGGGAUACAAAACCUGAAGCAGGUUUCAGAUUCAUGAGCCAAGGCAUAGAGACUGGGUAUGGUAAUGAUACAUGGUGAAGAAACAGCCAAACACACACAAUAAGGGAACACAGCAGGACAGUACAACUGCUACCUCACAACCAACAGUUUAGCUCACAGCAUGCAAAUCUUAAAUAUAUCUACAUGAGCAAUGCAAACCGAAAACAUGUAUGGGCAUCACAUGCCACAUGUACCUUGAAACCAGCAUUCUUUUCUUUUAUCCCCCCUCUCUAGAUAAGAAGAGUCACCCUAGAUAAUAAAUUUCUGGUGGAAGGAACAAACUCCUGCAUUAGUAUGCCUUGGAUAAAAUUACUUCUACCAGAAAGUGAUUGCGUACCUAUCUAGGGUGACACUCCUUAUUUCAAGAGAGGGAAUAAAAGCUGUUAUCAAGGAAUGUGGCGUGUGAUACACAUACAGGUUUCUGUUUUGCAUUACUCAUGUAGAUUUAUUAAGCUUGGUGCGCUGUUAGUAACUAUUAGUGUCGGAGUUAGCAGUUGUACUGUCCUGCUGUGUUCUCUUGUCUGUGUGUUUGGCUGCUUUCUUCGCCAUGCUUCAAAUUCAAGCUGGAAUACUGGAAAAUCUAUUUGAUUAUAGGUGCAGAUAUGCACAAAGUGUCUCGUGCACACUGAGAAGGCUUUCGCCCCUAUCUGGGAAAUUACACAUGUGCAACAGAUAUAUCAGAUUUUCAAGGUUCAAGUGCACUUAUGAAGGAGAAAAACAUAUCAUAAAGAGACCUGAAAUCUGCAACAAGAUGUCUUGGCAAAAUUGAAAGUAAUAACUACUUGUUGGCUAACAUACUAUGGACAUUGAUCUUGGAGCAAUACCAUAACUUUCUUUUGACACACUCAUCACAUGGUUUACGGUUCACAUCAGACCUGAUGAGGCAAAAAGUAGAAACCACAAAUGUGGUGGUAAGUUCAGUAACUUACUCACUUUUAAGUCAUGUAAAUGUCAAUGUGGCUUACUGUUGUUGAUAGUUCUUUGCUCUGAAAGUGAGAUACCCGUUACACCGACACUACUAUCCGAGAUAUUUGAAAUAGUCGUCGAUUUGGAGUCAUGUUUACACAUUGUAGUCGUCUCUAAGCUUACCAGUUGAGGUGUUUCUGGGAGCCUAUUUUCUGGAUUUGGUGACGUAUUUGAGAAAUUUGGAUUCAAAAUUAUUUGAUUUGCCGACACAAAUUUACUUUCCAGAAUUGAUUUGGACUGGAUUUACGAUUAUUGAUAAAAUGGGUUAUUUACAUGGAUGCGAUUUACAUCGUGAAAUCCACAUUAUUGCCACACUGACAGCGACUCGCAAUGCAAAUGCACACUGCAAUGCAGCGACUAGCAAAUUUGAGCUUUGCUCAAAUUUUGGUGCCUAAAUAAUUUAAUUUCAGAAACACGCAACUCAGACAACAGAACGCUCCACUAGAAUUAACAGACCUCGUUUUUAGGGUCCCACACUACUUUGAGACUUUCACUUCAGCAAGUACAGUCAACACCUGAUUUUUAUUAUGCCAUCCAUCGUUUUGAAAGGCUAUUGUACUGCACAUGUUGACACUGCUGUAUUCCAACUGCUGUUUCAUACCAACGUCCAGGAAGUGGCAGAAAUUACUCCCAGUAUGUCUUCUAACUUGUUCACAAAUUCAGCAAAGUAUAUGUGCAAGCAGCGUAAUGCACAACAAUACGUCUGAAGCUCGACUCAAUUUAUAAGUACAGUAAGUUUACGAAACACGGCACUGGCAUAUUUCUUCAUCGGAGCGGCACCCUGCACGCUAUCAGGAAGUAAUCGAAUAAGCAACAGGCUAUUGGGUAUCCAUCUCUCGGUAUUUGUGUCCAUUCCUGUUUGCUGAUAGGGUGUUUUUCAAUGGAGAAAUGCGACAUCCUGGUGUUCCGUAAACUUUUGUUCCAAGCUGUACUAUGUAGAACUGUACACAUGCUGAUGUGUCAGUCAAGAGCUCAGUAUCCUUUCAUAUCCCCAGCAGGCUAUAUUUGAACCACCACAGCGGCCUGAAGGUGCAAGGACCCUAAAGUCUUAAGACCCUUAAUACAGCCCCCUGAAUACAAUGCAUGUGUAUUUCAACAGUGACGUUCUUGUUAUACCACUAGACUUCAUAAUGUAAGAGGUGAUGUACCCAGUUGUAUUAGAGCUGUGAUUACACAUAGGUUGUGCUGUGAAAAUUGCCUAAAAGUUGAAGAAAUAAACAUUUAGCCUUUGUGACAGAAGCAAAGUGGCUGCUUAAAAACCGUAUAUUUGCAGUAUUGAGGAGAUAUGUCCUCCUAGCAACGGGGCCUUUCUUGGUUUAAGAACAGACACUAGUACAGGCUGAAGUUGCCUGGUACCCUUCUUCUCAUAGUGAGUCUAUGGUUUGCAUGUAUGUGUUUCCUGGUACAAAAAUUGGAGUGGUGUGAAGUGCUUAGAAUUAUUGCAGGAGAAACCAGUAGGUGUGUGUGUGCUUUGUGAUAGUGUUGUACAUUUUCAGAGUCUAUUGGCAAAGGUUGAGCUAUUUAAAAGUCUAUAAUGUUGUUUAAUUCUGCUCUUACGAAGCAGUUUCGUACUUACUGGUACCGCAUAACCAUUUAUACCUUGCAAUAAGCCCGUGCACAUAGCUUGGACCUUAGUUUAACAGUGUAUCACCUUGAAGGGUAACUAAUAAAAGUAAUAAGCUACUAAGUAAAGCAACUAAAGUGAGGCAUGCCAUGUCUUUGCUCAUGCAAGAGCAAAAAUAUUUGGUUUAUGUAAAACAAGAACAUUGUUGUGGUAUGAAUACAUAAGAGUGUUCCACCCGACUUCACUUUCCCAUGCCAAUAGUGUUUUACUAGCUACAUAUUUAAUUACAAUCUCCUUUAGAUAGCAACAUAGCUCAAAAGUGACACUAAAAAACAAAGCCAGCUGUACAAAAUGCAGUUCCAUGUGUUUUAACUUUUCUGGUGUUAUACACAAGGGUGAUAACACCCGCAUUAUACAUGCGCCUUGAGCUUCAGUCAUGCCCUGUGAACACGAUUCCUUUUGUAUCUGGGCUUACCUCAUGAAAUUAUCGGAAAGUGCUGGCAUAAAGUAUAUUGUGUACAGAAGGAAAAAUAAAAAAUCUGCUGUGAUUAUUU